GCUCUGUACGCGCAGGCUCAGCGGCCAUGGUUCACGGGCCUAGCGGCUCCACAGCACGUGGGAUCUUCCCGGACCCGGGCAGGAACCCGUGUCCCCUGCAUCGGCAGGCGGACUCUCAACCACUGCGCCACCAGGGAAGCCCUACUGAUCUUUUUAUUUGGCUCCACGGUUUUGCCUUUUCCAGAAUGUCUUGCAGUUGGAAUCAUACAGUAUGUAACCUUUUCAGAUUGGCUUUUUUCACUUAGUAAUAUGAGUUUAUGAGUUUAAGGUUGUCUUAUGUCCUUUUUUUUUUUUGGUCAUAUGUCUUUUCAUGGCUUGAUAGCUCAUUUCUUUUUAGUGCUGAGUAAUAUUCCUUGCCUGGAUGUACAACAGUUUAUUUACCCAUUCACCUACUGAAGGACAUUUUUUUUUUUUUUUGGCCCUGCUGAGCGGCUUUUGGGAUUUUAGUUCCCCAACCAGGGAUUGAACUGAGGCCCUCGGCAGUGAGAGCGUGGAGUCCUAACUACUGGACCACCAGGGAAUUCCCCUGAAGGACAUUUUGGUUGCUUCCAAGUUUGCACUGACUGAGAGUUCCUGUUGCUCCACAUCCUCACCAGCAUUUGUUGUUGUCAAUGUAUUGGAUUUUGGCCAUUCUAAUAGAUAUAUUCUCCUAGUCUGUGGCUUGUCUUCUUAUUCUCCUGAUGGCCAGUCGAUUUUUGAAAAGAGUGCCAAAACGACUCAAUGGGGCAAAGAAUAGUCUGGAACAACAGGGUAUCCUCAUACAAAUAAAUGAAUGAAGUUGGACCCCUACCUCACAUGACAUACAAAAAUUAACUCAAAAUUGACAGAAGACCUAAAUGUAAGAGCUGAAACUAUAAAAAUGCUGUUGUGACUUUGUUAAAUUAACAUUUGUUAAGUGGAGCCCUGAGGAUGUUGGGUGAGGAAUCUCUGAUCAACAAAAGACCAGGAAGGAAUUGAGAGAGAAGUUUGUUACAGGUUCUGGAAGAAGUACACCACACACUGUGAGGGGCCACACCAGGAGGCUAAGGCAUAGUGCAGGCAGAAGGCAUGGCAGGACCUGGGGGACAGGCUUUUAUUAGGGUCUGCAGGUAGAGUGCUUUGGGGUUUCCAGGCUGAGUCUGGAUUGGUCAGUUCAAAGCAAAAAGAGUGGGGUUCUGGCAAGCUUAUCUGAGGAUCACACGAGGGGCCAUUCCUGGGAGGUGGGAGAGAAUGCUUAUCAGGAGGACAGUUCAGGAAUUCAUAUCAGGAGCUUACAUUAUUUACCUGUGAGUCUGUAGGCUGUUAUCUAGGGCAUGCACUCUUGGGAGGGGUUAAUAUCAGUUCAAGACCCCCCCGCAGGCUGCGUGGCCACACAAAAUGGGUCCCAAGACAACAAUGUUAUCUAGUAGUUUAGCUAAACUCCAAACAAACUCUUACAAGAAAACAUAGGAGUAACUCUUUAUGACUGUGGAUUAGGCAAUGGUUUUGUAGGCAGAUAGGGUAGGAGGUCCCUGAAGGAAGAGAACCAGACAUAAUUUCUUGACAUAACCAGAUUAACUGGAACCUAAGGAAUGACAGUGUUGACUUUUUCUGACCCUCGUGAUCCAGUCAGCUAGAGCCUGGACUCUGUCAACCUUUGCCACAAUUCUGGGCUGAAUUCUCCUCUGCUCAAGCCCCUUCAUGAACAUGUAUGCACCCUCAGCUUAAGUCAUCCUCAAUUUUGCUGGUCAGAGAGACCCUGCUUUGGGAAAUAACCCUGGUGUUCUCCUUACUUGCUGCAAGUAAUAAAUCCUUCCUUCUCCAGCUCUUUGACUUGGUGUUGUCUUUUGUUAGAUACCCACCAAGGGGCGAAUGCAGUUUUCAGGUAACGGUUUCACAAACAUGACACCAAAAGUUCAAGCAACCUAAGAAAAAUAUAGAUGAAUUGGAAUUCAUCAAAAUUAAAAACUGGGGACUUCCCUGGCGGUCCAGCUAAGACUCAGAGCUUCCACUGCACAGGGCACAGGUUUGAUCCCUGGCUGGGGAACUAAGAUCCGCAUGCUGCACGGUGCGGCCAAAAAAAAAAAUAAAUAAAAACAAAAUUUAAAACUUUUGUGUUCAAUGGAUACCACCAAGAAAGUUAAACGAGGGAAUUCCCUGGUGGUCCAGUGGUGAGGACUCGGCGCUUUCAAUGCUGUGGCCGGGGUUCAAUCCCUGGUCAGGGAACUAAGAUCCUGCAAGCUGCGUGGCUCAGCCAAACAAAAGAAAAAAAAAAAAGGAAAAGAUUAAAAUCCACAGAACAGGAAAAAUUUUGCAAAUCAUAUAUCUGAUAAGGGGAUUGUAUCUAGAAUAUAUAAAGAACUCUCGGGGCUUCCCUGGUGGCGCAGUGGUUGAGAGUCCGCCUGCCGAUGCGGGGGACGCGGGUUCAUGCCCCGGUCCGGGAGGAUCCCACGUGCCGCGGAGCGGCUGGGCCCGUGAGCCAUGGCCGCUGAGCCUGCGCAUCCGGAGCCUGUGCUCCGCAACGGGAGAGGCCACAGCAGUGAGAGGCCCGCGUACCACACACACAAAAAAAACAAAAACAAAUAAAAAUGCACGAAAGAUAUGAAUAGACAUUUCUUCAAAGAAGACAUAUAAAUGUCCAAUAAGCACAUGGAAAUAUUCUUAACAUCAUUAGUCUUUAGGGAAAUGCAAACCAAAACCACAGUGCGAUGCACCCCCUAGGAUGGCUGUUGUUAAAAAGUCAGAUAAUAAUAAGUGUUGAAGAUAAUGUGGAAUAAUUGGAACCCUUUUACACUGCUGGUGGGAAUGGUAAGUUGGUGCAGCUGCUUUGGAAAACCACUGGCCAGUGGUUAAGACUCCGCGCUUCCAAUGCAGGGGGCACGGGUCAGAGUAGGAUCCCACGUGUCCCGCAGUGCAGCCAAAAAAAAAAAAAGAAUAAAGUGGUGGUACCACACAGAUAAAUCUUGAAAACAUUAUGCUAAGUGAAAGAAGCCAGUUACAAAAGACCACAUGUUGUCUGAUUUUAUUUGUAUGAACAGGCAAAUCUAUAGAGACAAAGAGUAGAUUAAUGGUUUCCAGAGGGUUGGGGGGUGGGGGAUGGGAAGUGACUGCUAACAGGUACAGGGUUUCUUUCUGGGGUGAUUAAAUGUUCUGAAAUUAGAUAGUGGUGAUGGUUGCACAAUUACGUAGAUACAAAAAAAAACACAGAACUGUACAUUUUAAGCUGGUGAGUAUUAUGGUAUGUGAAUCAAGCUGUCAUAAAAAUAAAAGAUUAAGGGACUUCCCUGGUGGUCCAGUGGUUAAGACUCUGCACUCCCAAUGCAGGGGGCCAGGGUUCGAUCCCUGGUCAGGGAACUAGAUCCCGCAUGCCGCAACUAAAGAUCCUGCAUGCCGCAAUGAAGAUCCCGCGUGCCACAACCAAGACCUGAUGCAGCCAAAUAAAUAAAUUAAAAAAAUAAAUAUUUAAAAACUAAAUAAAUAAAAUAAAUAAAAGAUAAAGCACCAAACUGUUUGCAAGAAAGAAUUCCAGGGACAGGAAGGGCUGAGUGGCCAGAGAGAGAUGAAGCCUCUGAUUGCUCUGGUUGGUACACAGAGGAACAGACCAAGAAGUUGGGAGACCAUUGUUUUCCCCUAAACUGGCCCCUUCUGCAUUGCUUGACUCAGGUAAAGGCAUUACUCUCCCAACUACUCUUAGUCACAGAGACUACGUACCACACGUGACCCAGAUGUCCCUACGUCAUUUUGCCUCCUGGAGCUCCCCUUUCUGUUAGCAUCUGAACGACGUGGCUCAAACAGAUCCUUUAUCUCAGGUAUCCAGGCCCUCCUCAGCUUCCAGGAGCUUUUUUUGGGGGAAGGGGUUGAGGCAAAAGAAAUCUUACAUUUUUCCCUUGUCAUCGCUAUCUUUUCCUCCACUUUUGUCUGUCUCCUGCAGCUUUUGUCCUCUCUUGUCUACAUGCUGGCAGCCCCCUCCCCGAGUCUGCUAUUCUCCCCAGGGCCAAAUUUAGCCCAAAUUCCACCGUUCAAAGUCCACCAGCAUGUUGUCGCAUAUUACCUUUCCAAAAUGACCCCCAUUACUCCUCACCAUGAACUGGUUUCCCAGCUCUUCCUUCUUCUUCUUUUUGGCUGAACCUCUCAGCUUGGGAUCUUAGUUCCCAGACCAGGGAUAGAACCCAUGUCCCCUGCAAUGGAAGCAUGGAGUCCUAGCCACUGGACCACCAGAUGGUGGUCUCUCUUCCUUAUUUAUGUCCCCCGUCCCUGGCAAUGGCAGUCAUGUCUGUCCCCACCUGUUCCAGUCCUUACCAGCGGUGCAUUCUCUCCCCCAUUUCCUGUCAGCCCCUCUGCCCGAGGCUGGCCCUGGUUCCUUGCACCGAUCCUGUUGGACCUCCGUGGGAAGAGGAGGGCUUCUGGUUUUCCCUAGCUAGCUGCCCAACCCUUCUAACCCCCAGACUGCACUCUCUGAAAUCUGCCAGAGCAAGGGAGGAGUGGAGCUGAAGUUAGUCCGACUGAAUCCAUGGUGGUGGUGUGUGUUGCUCAAAACCAGACCGUUUGAUCUGCUACUAUGAACAUUACCCCUGGCCUCUGUUGACCUAGCGGUGUUAGGCAGUGUAAGAAAUCUGCAUUUUGCAUCUAUGUUUUUAAAUUUGUUUACUUUAAAUUAGUAUAUAAUGUAUGUCUAUAAAUUAUUAUAAAUAAUUUGUAUUUAUUUAUAUUCUCUUUAUUUAACCCCUUUUUGGUCCUCCCUUCUCCAUGAAGAUUCCAGCUCAUUCAGGUUGUGCUUAGAAGAGCCAAGAAGGGGCUCUUCUCUGUGGUGUAAACACAGAUUCUCCCAUGGACCAGCAGCAGGAGUGGGGGGAUCUUGGGAAGGUGGUGAACUGAGGAUAUCAGUCCCCCUUCCAGGAACCUGGGAAUUUCUGUGUCCUUUUGCCAAGGUCUGUGGGUGGGUAGUUCUCUGGCCUCCUGCAAUAACUACCUGUGGAGUCUCCUGCCCCAUCCUCCCCCUAAAAAUGGCCAAGCCAACCCGCCUCUGCUGCCAGCUGGCUCCCCACCCCCCAAAAGCCAGGCCCCCCGGUCUGCUUGCGGUCAGCCACCUUCUUCACUGCAAUUUUCGGACCUCCCUGUCCCCCGCCUGCCUUGCCCACCCACCCUGCUUGGCUGCUUGUAAAACUCGCGAUACUUUGAGACCCAAGCAUAAGUCCCAUUUCCUGAAGGCGGAACUACCCUCCUCAGCUUCACAGCACCUCCUUCCGGGAGUGUAUCACGUGGUUGGCACAACGUGCUCUGGCGCGAGUGGGGGGUACUGACGUCUGCACCAGUAACAGGCUGCUAACCGAAGAGUCUUUCCAGGUAUCUGCCAAGUCUGCAAAGCCCUUUCAGUUACCAGCCCUGUCCCUUCUCACACCCCGCGCAGCUCUGCAGGAAGACUGCAUUUUACAGACUAUUGAGCCUCCGUCACCCGCAGCGACCAGGCGUCAGCCCGCAGCUUCCAGGCAACGCAGCACGAGACCUUCCAGUCGCCGUUUCCCGCCCAAAGUGACAACCAAUCAAAAGCGAGUUCGCCUGUUAAGGAAACGGCCAAUCACCAUUGGGGUCUUGGCCUGGGGUCCGCCCCUAAAGUGGUCAGAGCCAAUGGCAGUUGCGCGGCCGGCAAGCCAAUCAGGAUACGGCGUGUGGUGCGGCGGGUCGGCAGUUGGGCGCGUGGCGUCGGACUGAGAGGAAGUUGGGUCGUAGUGAGGCCAGGUGGUGAUCACCAUGCGCGAGUGCAUCUCUAUCCACGUGGGGCAGGCGGGGGUCCAGAUUGGCAAUGCCUGCUGGGAGCUAUACUGCCUUGAACACGGAAUUCAGCCCGACGGCCAGAUGCCAAGCGACAAAACCAUCGGCGGUGGGGAUGACUCAUUCAACACGUUCUUCAGUGAGACCGGGGCUGGCAAGCAUGUGCCCAGAGCCGUGUUCGUGGUCCACGUGGGGCAGGCGGGGGUCCAGAUCGGCAAUGCCUGCUGGGAGCUAUACUGCCUUGAACAUGGAAUUCAGCCUGACAGCCAGAUGCCAAGCAACAAAACAGUCGGCAGUGGGGAUGACUCAUUCAACACGUUCUUCAGUGAGACCGGGGCUGGCAAGCAUGUGCCCAGAGCCGUGUUCGUGGACCUGGAGCCCACCGUGGUCGAUGAAGUGCGCACGGGGACCUACAGGCAGCUCUUCCACCCGGAGCAGCUGAUCACCGGGAAGGAGGACGCGGCCAAUAACUACGCCAGAGGCCAUUACACCAUCGGCAAGGAGAUCGUCGAUCUGGUCCUGGACCGGAUCCGCAAACUGGCGGACCUGUGCACGGGCCUGCAGGGCUUCCUCAUCUUCCACAGCUUCGGGGGCGGCACCGGCUCGGGCUUUGCGUCUCUGCUCAUGGAGCGGCUCUCGGUGGACUACGGCAAGAAGUCCAAGCUGGAGUUCGCCAUCUACCCGGCCCCCCAGGUGUCCACGGCCGUGGUGGAGCCCUACAACUCCAUCCUGACCACGCACACGACCCUGGAGCACUCGGACUGUGCCUUCAUGGUGGACAACGAGGCCAUCUAUGACAUCUGCCGGCGCAACCUGGACAUAGAGCGGCCCACGUACACCAAUCUUAACCGUCUGAUCGGGCAGAUCGUGUCCUCUAUAACGGCCUCCCUGCGCUUUGACGGCGCCCUCAACGUGGACCUGACGGAGUUCCAGACCAACCUGGUGCCCUACCCCCGCAUCCACUUCCCCCUGGCCACGUACGCCCCGGUCAUCUCGGCCGAGAAGGCCUACCAUGAGCAGCUGUCCGUGGCCGAGAUCACCAACGCCUGCUUCGAGCCAGCCAACCAGAUGGUCAAGUGUGACCCUCGCCACGGCAAGUACAUGGCCUGCUGCAUGCUGUACAGGGGGGAUGUGGUCCCCAAAGACGUCAAUGCGGCCAUCGCCACCAUCAAGACCAAGCGCACCAUCCAGUUUGUGGACUGGUGUCCGACUGGGUUCAAGGUGGGCAUCAACUACCAGCCCCCCACAGUGGUCCCGGGGGGAGACCUGGCCAAGGUGCAGCGGGCUGUGUGCAUGCUGAGCAACACCACGGCCAUCGCCGAGGCCUGGGCCCGCCUGGACCACAAGUUCGACCUCAUGUACGCCAAGCGUGCCUUCGUGCACUGGUACGUGGGGGAGGGCAUGGAGGAGGGCGAGUUCUCGGAGGCCCGGGAGGACCUGGCAGCACUGGAGAAAGAUUACGAAGAGGUGGGUGUGGACUCGGUGGAAGCGGAGGCCGAGGAAGGGGAAGAGUACUGAAUGGGAGGGAGCAGCUAGUGGCCCCCUGUA
Molecule: messenger RNA, 7275 nt
Organism: Physeter macrocephalus (sperm whale)
Lineage: Eukaryota; Metazoa; Chordata; Mammalia; Artiodactyla; Physeteridae
Product: tubulin alpha-3 chain
Exons: 8
Coding region: 5707-7245 (512 amino acids)
Biological process (GO): mitotic cell cycle; microtubule cytoskeleton organization
Cellular component (GO): cytoplasm; microtubule
Molecular function (GO): structural constituent of cytoskeleton; GTP binding
Source: RefSeq, a predicted model, not a curated record